This is a messenger RNA of Neltuma alba, 1808 nucleotides long. RefSeq lists its product as uncharacterized. The transcript has 3 exons. Bases 946 to 1476 code for a protein of 176 amino acids. The record is from RefSeq and is a predicted model, not a curated record. NCBI's taxonomy places the organism in Eukaryota, Viridiplantae, Streptophyta, Magnoliopsida, Fabales, Fabaceae.
CGGUUUUAGCGCAAACUUUUUGGUCCUGUUCUCUCGAACUAUACAUGCUUCUUGUCUGGGAAGUUCCUUUUUUUGUUUUAUUUUCAUUCCCGGAUUUGCUGCUGCUUUCUCUUCUAAAGGCAUUGUGCUGCGGCCUUUUAGUUUAGCAAUUGAUUCAAGUGGCCUUAAAUUAGAUGAAUUAUAUGGAGUUGGAGCUGGCUGAUUGCAUAUCUUUUUGUUGUAAUGCCUUUGAAUUAGUGGGGCGGGGAUACGAGGUGGUGAUGACUUUCUCAUAUUACUGAUGCUUUCACAUGCUACACCCACAUCAUAAUGUAUGCGUUUUUUAGGAUCACUUGAUAACCAUGGCUUCAAAUACUCAUCUUAGAUGAUGUUAAUUGUUGUCUUCGUCAUGAAAUAUGGUGUUGACUAAUAUUAAUCCCUAUUUAAUCGGAGGGAUCACUGAACCACUGGAUACAAAUAGUGCCGUAUCGAUCGCAUCAAUGCCCAAUUAAGGCAUGAUUGCAUGAACUAUCCUGAAGGCAACUUUAGAAGCACUUCCAGACAAGCUUGGACUAGCUAGUCUCGAUGGAGCAUCUUGUUCUUGACAAUUUUUGCCUUCUCUCUAUGUGUGUGCACACUAGCACGCGCAUGAUGCGCUUUUGUUGAUAGGACUAGUAGCAAUUAUUUUUAAUCAUGUCAACAGCAAUGCCUCCAGAAAAGUGAGUGGCUUGAGUACCUGUGGGAUAAAGUUGAAUAGGCCACUGAAGAGCUGUGGAUUGAAGAGCUUGAGAAGCCUUCUUAUUGAGUUUAACAGAGCAGCCAAGAGAAGGCCAACAAGUAUUUAACAGAUUAAAGACAACAGAGAGCUGUAUCAAAAAGAGAAAAAAGACUCUAGAGAGCUGUCCAUAGGAGAAGAACCUGAGGAAUGUUAACGAGGUUGCUGCCAUAUGCUAAGAUGCUAAUCCCAUGCUGAAAAUGGAAAACAAGCAAACUGUGAGUGCUGGUGGAACACAAGAUAAGUCUAUGAUGAAGCCUAUUGACCAAAGAGCCCAUAUUAAAGGCCGAAGUGACAUCCUGACUCGACGCCUAAAGAAUCGAGAGCGUCAACGUAGAUACAGAGCCCGUAAGCGUCUUGAAGCUGAAACCAAGAAGUCUUCUGUGGCAAGAGACAUCACACCCAUAACACCACAAGAGGAACCACAAUCAACAGGCAAUCACAAUCUUAUGACCCGCGUAUAUUGUAAUAGAGAUUGGAAAAAAGAUGCAAGACGGGCUCACGCUCUUAAACGUGAAGAAGUGACACCUAAUGGAUCUAUUGAUCAUAUUACCAAACUAGCCAGUGAACCUGAAGCAGCACGCUUAGCCUCUGGGAAGGCAGACAUGACGCAGGAAAGGGAAAGCCAGUCUGGAUCUCCUGUUGUUGUUAACAAUGAAACUCCUAGAACUGUACUGAGUCGAAGAGACUGGAAAGCAGAAGCUAGAAAAAAGAAAAACUAGUAUUAUUCCCUUUUUCUCUAAAAAGAUUCACUCUGCGCAGUGGUCUUUUGUUGUAUAAUAGACAUUAUAUGAUGUAAAAGAAUGCUGCAUUAAGAUAUGUUAAAUACCUGAAUUUUACUGAGGUUCAUACGAGGAAGUUAUUGUGUAAUUUGCGAAUUUUUUCUGUUGCAGAUGUAGAAGACCAUUGUAAGACACGCCUAGCUUAGUUUAGAAUCUCUGAUCUUUUUGUAGCAAGAACUAUAUCGGAAGAUCAUCUUCGCAGAAUGUUGUGGUGAAACGUUCAUUAGACUGCCCUCUGUGUUAAACAAGAUAAGGUUUGAAGUUUGCCUUAA